Messenger RNA from Truncatella angustata, 1971 nucleotides. Its product is annotated as major facilitator superfamily domain-containing protein. Bases 51 to 1532 code for a protein of 493 amino acids. Gene Ontology annotation, biological process: transmembrane transport. The record is from RefSeq and is a predicted model, not a curated record. The transcript is spliced from 5 exons. Gene Ontology annotation, molecular function: transmembrane transporter activity. NCBI's taxonomy places the organism in Eukaryota, Fungi, Ascomycota, Sordariomycetes, Amphisphaeriales, Sporocadaceae.
GCUCCCUAUUCUGCACGAGAUAUUAUUGUAAAUGAAUAGGCAUUGUUGAUAUGUCUUCUGAAAGAGCUGAGAUGAGACUAUUGGACUAUCGGUGGCGGUCAUCCACUGCGUUUAUCAUCAUAUCGAUCACGAUCGCGCUGUUCGCUGAGAGCUUUCUAUAUAGCUUCGUUGUGCCCAUCCUACCAUAUCUUCUUGAAGUCCGCAAUCAUGUUGAUCCUCGUGACACUGUGCGCCUGACCUACCAAAUCCUCACCUCUUAUGGCAUUGUCGCAGUCAUUUCAGGUAUCGCCAUCGGACAAUCGGCAGAUCAUAUCAAGUCCAGAAAGUUGCCCUUGGUCCUUGGACUGGGCGUCGCUUUUGUAGGCACGGUGACUCUUGCUUGUGCCACGCAGCUAGUGUCAGGCGUAUUCAUUGGCCGUUUCCUCCAAGCUAUUGGUGGUACAUCGGCAUGGAUUAUCGGAUUUGCAACGCUGAGAGACACAAUUGAAGCCAAGGAUAUGGGUAAGGCAUUUGGACUAGUCAGUGGUUUCAGUAGUGCUGGGGCGAUGUCAGGGCCGGCGAUCGCUGGUCUGCUACUUAGCCUUGCAGGCUACUGGGCCACGUGGGGGGCCGCCUUACUUGUACUAUUGCUGGACAUUGCGAUGAGACUGGCGAUGUUAGAAAGGCCGAAGAAAGCUAGCAAAGCAUCAGUACAAGAAGCGAUUUGCGAGGAACGGAACGAGCCAACUUCGCAACCAGCCGGUGCCAAUGAGGAGACUGGCCUGCUUUCUGACGUUCAUACCCAGCAGUACAGCACCGCCGUACCGAGAGAAAACUUAACAAAGAACGAUGUCAUGAGUACAAAGUCCUUCUAUCGUGUCAUCCUUGGUCGUCCAAGAGUCAUCGUCGGUCUGAUGUGCUAUAUGGUCUAUUCGUCGUUGCACGCCAGUUAUAACACGACGAUUCCCACUCAUGUCAGAUCAGCAUUUGGUUGGGAGAGUUUACAGACCGGCUUGCUAUUCUCUGCUCUCCAAGGUCCAACUCUCAUCCUUAGUCCCGCAUGCGGCUGGCUCAGAGAUAAAGUGGGAACUCGACUCCCCACGGGCGUAGGAUUCCUACUGUUGGCUCCCUUGCUGUGGCUGCUUGGUGCCGCAGAUCAAACGAGGUACCCUUGGGCUGUAUCGGGGGAGUAUGCCGAGGUGACCUACGCAUUGACCAUUGUAGCCAUUGGGUGCGCUCAGAACUUGAUCGCUUCCGUCGGUUCAAUUGAGAUUACUUGCGCUGUGGACGAACUUGAAAGGGACCAACCGGGGAUCUUCGGUCCCAACGGCGGUUAUUCGCGGAGCUACGCGCUCUCAAAUAUGAGCUACACCAUGGGCUUUGUAUUGGGACCACUCAUCUCAGGCUCCUUAGCGGAUGCUAUAGGGUACUAUCACAUGAACUCGAUAUUUUCGGGAGUCGCUGCGCUCAUGUCACUUUUAGCUUUUUCCUUUUUAGAAGGCAAAUCUCCAGUACAGCGGAAAGGCGAUGAUGUUAACCCAGAUGCCACAUGAAUAAACAGUGGCUCGUAGACUCUGGCAAUCAACAUCGGCCGCCUACUCGAGAUCCUAGGGCCCUGGGCUUGUACGACAACAAUAAAUCAGGAGAAUUAUACUCAAGAAAGCUAAGUUGAAAAAUUGGGCAAAUGGUUGGUUUAAGGCUGUCGAUUCCGCUGUUCCAUUAAACAAUCUUGGUCUGACGCCAGGAGAUAUGCAGCUCGAUACACCACCUCAUAUCACAGAUUUGGUCAGAGAUAAAACUGGGAUAUUCCAUGCAGAAGCACCAGUAUUAGGCUUAUUCGGCAACGCUGUUGGAGACUCGAUCUUCGUGAACAUUUUGACCAGCUACCAGAACGUAGGGAGAUGCUGGUACCCUGAAUUACUGCCGUUAGCUUUGAAGAUACAUCAGGCACUGUCUGAAUAGAAAAUUCAAUAAACAAGUUUUGCCCGGCAA